Messenger RNA from Meira miltonrushii, 2037 nucleotides. RefSeq names its product MFS general substrate transporter. The coding region runs from base 18 to 1946 and encodes 642 amino acids. The record is from RefSeq and is a predicted model, not a curated record. NCBI's taxonomy places the organism in Eukaryota, Fungi, Basidiomycota, Exobasidiomycetes, Exobasidiales, Brachybasidiaceae. Gene Ontology annotation, biological process: transmembrane transport. Gene Ontology annotation, molecular function: transmembrane transporter activity. The transcript has a single exon.
AUCGAGCACAAAACAAGAUGGCUUCCGAUCCUGAAAAGGGCACAAAUGCCGAUACAACAUUUGCAAAUAACUCCCCAACUGCCACACCAAGUUCGCAUUCAGCAUCAACUCCAGAUGAAAAGCAAAAAGGAACAAAAAAAGGUGGUAAACAUAUCACAACUCAAGAUCCAGAUCGAACCGAUUUGGACGUUAUGCACGAUCGUCAUAAACGUGAUGCAGAAAAAUACAUUUUAACCGAAGAUGAUUGUUAUGAUGAAUUAGGAUUCAGUUUUCCUACAUGGAAAAAAUGGAUGAUUUUAACUGUAAUUUUUAUCGUUCAAGUUAGUAUGAACUUUAAUACUUCUUUGUACUCUAACGGCUUGGCUGGAAUUUCAGAAGAAUUCAACGUUAGCGAACAAGCUGCCAGAUGUGGUGCAAUGAUCUUCUUGGUCACUUAUGCGUUCGGAUGCGAAUUAUGGGCUCCAUGGUCAGAAGAAUUGGGUAGAAGGCCAAUCUUACAAUUCAGUUUGUUCCUUGUCAAUAUUUGGCAACUUCCCGUUGCUUUGCCACCAAAUUUCGGUACAAUCUUGGUUGGACGUGCGCUUGGUGGUUUCAGUUCCGCAGGUGGUUCGGUCACCUUGGGUAUGAUUGCUGAUAUGUUUGAAUCCGACGUUCAACAAUAUGCCGUCGCUUAUGUCGUAUUCUCAUCAGUUGGAGGUUCAAUUGUCGGACCAAUUGUCGGAGGCUUUGUGGAACAAAACCUUUCAUGGCGUUGGUGUAUUUGGAUUCAAUUGAUCUUCGGUGGUUUCGUUCAAAUUUUACACUUUUUCCUCGUUCCUGAAACUCGUACAACGGUUAUGAUGGACAAGAUCGCUAAACGCCGUCGUAAGAAUGGAGAAAAUGUCUGGGGUCCAAACGAAUUGGUUUCCUGGAGAGAGCGUUUCUCGGUCAAAGAAGUUGUGCAUACUUGGAUUCGUCCUUUCCGCAUGUUCUUGACAGAACCAAUCGUGCUUGUGCUUUCACUCUUAUCUGGUUUCAGUGACGGAUUGAUCUUUGUUUUCAUUCAAAGUUUCAGUUUAGUGUAUAAACAAUGGGGUUUCAAUGCUGCUACUACAGGUCUUUCCUUCAUUGCCAUUGGUGUGGGUUACUUUAUCGCCUAUCUCUCCUUCAUUCCUGCAAUUCGCAGAAACAUCGCCGAACGUGAGGCUAAACCGGACGAUGAACGUGCUCAAUAUGAAAGUCGUCUUAAAUGGCUUCUUUGGACAGCUCCUUGCUUGCCAAUCGGUUUGAUCGGUUUCGCAUGGACAAGUGGCGGUCCACCAAUUCACUGGAUCGGAAGUAUGAUCUUUGCAGCUGUGAUUGGAAUUGCCAAUUACUCAAUUUAUAUGGCAACGAUUGAUUAUAUGAUUUGCGCUUAUGGACCUUACUCUGCUUCUGCAACUGGUGGUAAUGGAUUCAGUCGUGAUUUCUUGGCAGGUGUCCUUACUAUUCCAGCAACGCCUUUCUUCCAAAAUAUCGGUCCUCCAGACCGUCAUUUGCAGUAUGCAUCAACGAUUCUUUUCUGCAUCUCAUUCGUUUUGGUAGCGGCUGUUUAUAUCAUUUAUUGGAAAGGUCCAGUCUUGCGUAAACGUUCACCAUUCGCACAACAUUUGGCCAAAGAAGCAUUACAAAAAGUUUCUUCUCGCGGUGAUGGAACGGCGGCAAUCAGUCCAGGUGAAAAGCAUCACCAUGAAGCUGCCGUCGAAGCAGCACGAGCAAUGGCAGGAGCUGAACCUGGAGCAGGAGGUAGACCAACAUUCUCACGUAAAAGUUCUCAAGCCCGUGCCGAUCAAGAUGCACGUAUUAGACCUGGUCAUACCAGCAAGACCAAUUCUAGAGGAAAUUCUCGUGCCAAUUCUCGUGUCAAUACACCUACUGCUUCACGUAGACCUUCAUUUGAUCGAAAUGUUGUUCAAGAAGAAGCCUAGAAUGCAAAUUAUCUCUCAUGCCCGAUCACUUUUCUCAUACCUUAAUGUAGAACCAGCCUUGCAAUUAUUAUAAUGACAGAUUCGUAUUUUA